GGAUCCAUGGAGAGGACCCCUAUGAAGCCAUCAGGUUUCGGAGUUUAGGAGACCAACCCCCUUGCCUGGCCAGCCUAGCUUGAUUACCCAUCUAGGUAAUCAUCUACCCCUCCGGGACCGAGUACCGUUGCCGAUCAACUCCGUAGGAACUGAAGCUCUCACCAAACUUGGCGCUUAAUCGGCCUGCUAUCGCUCGAAAAGCAUACAGCUCCGAACGCCUCGAAAGCCCCCCAACUCCUUGGAGGCGUUCCAGAACUAUGUAGGUAGUCAGACAAUAUAUGCGACAUUUGGAGAAGCCCGAUACCAGACGCUAUACUUGACCUAGGUAUGCACACCGCAGGUAGGUGAGUGGUCUUUUCUCUGGACCGUUUCGUCGGGGAUCCGGUUACACGAUCCACACCGGAGUCUUAUAUUUCUGUAGCCUUUGUCCAGCCAUUCGGAUGCGCUUAUCCGUCUGUAAUUCGGGUAUAACUUGAAGCCAUUGGCCUGCAUUUGACGGCUUGAUUUGAUGUCGACAUCACCAUCACAUCACCACCAGCAUUAGCUAGAGACUAGGCACACCGGCAUCCAUACAUUAGCAAGAAACCAUCGUCCCACAAAUCCGUAACUCCUAAUAUCCAGCUUUUGAGCCCAUCACCAGUAGGAAACAGUCGCUUUUCCCAUAACCAGCCACCCACCAUGCCCGACUCCAGCAAGCCCCCGCCGAAGAAAUUCGACCUGAUCAACCGCGGCGAGCGCAAGCCCACGCUACUAGGGACCCUAACCUUCGUCGGCCUACGCAUCAUGGACCUGCCGCUCCAGCACGCGCUCCUCCUCCCCGCCGGUCUCGGUCCCGCGCUUCUCUCCAAGCUCGGCAUCACGCUCUCCUCGACCGCGACCACGCCGGCCGGGCCCCUCAGCACCGGCAUAUCGUACCUGGACGUGCUGGGCCACCCGACGAGCGCCAUCCUGAUGCUCUUCGCGCUCGGGUCCAGCGUGAAGCAGAUCUACUGGCAGCUGUUCGUCUCCAAGGAGUCCUUUCCCGCCCCCGCGGCCGCGGCGGUCGCCUUCUACAACAGCCUAUUCAACGCGCUGAACUCGCUGCUCUUCCUCGCGCUCUUCACGUCCUCGGUGCGCUCGCAGCCGCAACUCGGCGUGCCCGCCGCGCUCUCCGUGACCGGGUCCGCGUACAACCUGCCCCUGAGCACGGUGGUGGGCGUGUGCGUGUACGUGUUCGGCAUCAUCCUAGAGGCGGUCUCGGAGAGGCAGCGGCGCGACUUCAAGGACGCGCCCGAGAACGCGGGCAAGGUGUGCAAGGUGGGCGUGUGGCGCUGGUCGCGGCACGUCAACUACUUCGGCUACUCGCUCUGGCGCGGCGGCUACACUAUGGUCGCCACCGGCUGGAUCGGCGGCCUCGCCGUCGGCUCCUGGCAGAUGUGGGACCUCGGAUACCGCGCCGCCGGCGUCAUGGACGACUACUGCACCAACCGCUACAAGGAGCAGUGGGCCCAGUUCAAGCGCGAGGUGCCUUCGAAGAUCGUCCCCGGAAUUUGGUAGGGUGUGUUUACUGUUUACCACCUACCUACCUCUCUACCUAUCUCUCUUACCGGCUUUUGACUGCCUAUCUUGUUGUUAAAGACGUGGGACCCAGUCACUACUAAGGUGGUUUAUAUAUCCAUCACAUACCUAUUUGAGAUCCUUCCUUACCUAAGGCAGGUUUCCUGCAAUAGCCAACUGCAAUAGACUUAGCGCACUUUACGCGUAUACAUUAGAUUAGCAUGCAAGAAUGAAAUUCAGUUUUUUGUUAGU
Molecule: messenger RNA, 1788 nt
Organism: Annulohypoxylon truncatum
Lineage: Eukaryota; Fungi; Ascomycota; Sordariomycetes; Xylariales; Hypoxylaceae
Product: DUF1295-domain-containing protein
Exons: 1
Coding region: 679-1536 (285 amino acids)
Cellular component (GO): membrane
Source: RefSeq, a predicted model, not a curated record